UUCGAUUUCCUCAGAAACGUGCCAUCUUUUGGUCUGCCCAGUCUGAACCUCACGAUGCCUCAAUGCUCACAAAGUGGACACGAUCAAUGAUCCCUCUUCCCCGAGCGUCCCAACUAGAUUGAAAGAAAUCUUCAAACCCGGACAACGGCAACAUGCUCGAUAGUCUCAAUCUCCCCGCCUGGCGCGCGGCCGAUUGGGUGAGCCUCGCCGCUACGCUGCUCGCAGUCAUCCUCUGGCGCCGAUACACCAUCAGGUAUGACAGCUAUGCGCGCCAGAACGAGAGUAAAACCGCCGAUGGCACCCCUCCGACUUUCCCUUACGUCUUUCCGCUCCUAGGGACUCUACCAAUCUCGUACUUGUGGAAGCCGCGAGAUUUUGUCCUGAGCCGAGACAACUUCUUCCAAUCUAAGAACCCCGUCCGCGUCAAGAUCCUGACACAGGAGUUCUACGCUUUGCGCGGCGCAGACAAUAUCAAGGCGAUGUUCAAGGCCUCCUCGGUCUGCUCGUCCAUUCCUUUCGUCAAGUUCGCUCUUGGACACGCCUUUGGUGUCCCAGCCAAGGCGUUGCGCCUAUUCGACAAAGACGACUCUGGUGGAGGCCCCGUGCCAUACCCGGACAGUACCGUGGAAGCUCGCAACCGGAUCGAUUAUCUGAACCACCAGACUGUCGUACAGUUCCUCGAGGGAAAGGGAUUGAUGCCUUUCUGGGAAAGGUUUGAAGUUAAUAUAACAAAACAGCUGUCUGGAGUCUACAAGGGCCUUAAUUCGAAUGAGUGGGAGCGGCGUGAGGAUCUCUUGAGGACAAUCGGGGACGAGACUACGGUGGCGAUCCUGACUGCUUUGUGUGGUCCGCACUUGUUAAGGCUGAACCCACACUUCCUGCAGGAUUUCCGGGACUUUGACAGGAAUUUGCAGACUUACCUUCAAGGUAUUCCAUGGUUCCUGGCGCCGCGGGCUUACGCCGCUCGGAAACGAGUGCUGGAUGCUGUGCAGGUCUGGCAGGAGUAUGCCAGAGAGCAUUUUGAUGAUUCAGCUAUCGAUGAAAACGGCGAUGAUCCUUUCUGGGGUAGCAGCUUCUUCCGAAUGAGGCAAAAGACGUUUCUCGAGAUGGACGGUUUUGGUCACGAUGCCAUAAAGUCAGUGGACUUUGGCGCAAUAUGGGCAUCACGAAAUGCGACUGCCGCAACGUCUUGGGCAUUGUAUGAUGUCUACCGAGACCCGGAACUCCUCGCGAAUCUUAGAGCCGAGGUUGAUACCUGUUCAGUCCAGGGCAAUAACGGUCUCGGCUUCAAAAUCGAUCAACUACUCCACUUGCCAACGCUUCAAGCCGUCUAUGCUGAAACUCUACGUCUCAGGAUGCAUUUUUAUCUUAUCAGAAUGCCUGAUCGGGUAGAUAUGAAAAUACAAGGUUCUAUUAUCCCGAGGCAAAGGGUUGUCGUGGCGCCGACAACGGUUGCGCAUAUGGAUCCCGAGGCAUGGAGUACCGGUUUGAAUGGCGAACACCCGUUGGAUCAGUUCUGGGUCGGGCGGUUUCUCAAUUACCCACCCAAGCCGAAUUCUGGGACCAUGCCAGAGUUCUCGUCAAAGAACGUCGGAGGAUCAUGGAUUCCGUUCGGAGGCGGUCCCCAACAGUGUCCGGGGCGUCACUUUGCAAAACGGCAGAUACUGCUGACCAUCGCCAUGACGGUGAGCCUCUUCGAUUGUGAAGUGCUGGAUGAAAGCGUUCGGGAGGACUUUACGUUGUGGGGAUUCGGCAGUGGCGUGUCCAAUCCAGUGGGCAAAGUCCCCUUCAGGAUUCGACGCAGGAGAGCCUAGGUCACAUGCAAGGCAUGGAAACUUGGCUUCUGCGACAUUGUAAAUACAUAUCGUCCAUAAUGGUCAACGACAAAAGAGGUUUCGAUAUUUGAACCAUCGAUCUCUUCCGUUUGGGUCCAGAGCACUCCGGGCUGCAAGCUCUUUAACUUUAAUUUUAAUAUAUUUCUUAAGUGGUUUUGUUUCUCAUCCACAUACUUAUAUAAAACUAUAUACAUAACGUUCAUAUAGUAAUAAAAGCUUCAAGACCUAGCAUUUGAAAAUAA
Molecule: messenger RNA, 2077 nt
Organism: Diaporthe batatas
Lineage: Eukaryota; Fungi; Ascomycota; Sordariomycetes; Diaporthales; Diaporthaceae
Exons: 4
Coding region: 153-1814 (553 amino acids)
Molecular function (GO): oxidoreductase activity, acting on paired donors, with incorporation or reduction of molecular oxygen; iron ion binding; heme binding
Source: RefSeq, a predicted model, not a curated record